UUUUCCUCCUGGUCCCUCCGUCUCUCUCUACCUCCAUUCGCCUGUUAGGGAGUGUAUUCUUUUUGACGGAUCUCGACUUAUUUGCCUUUUCUCAUGCUCUCUGUCGCCUGCUUCCUGCGCGUCUGUUCACAGUAGCUUAAUCGCAGCCCGCCCUCGUCGUCGUGUCUGAGACACCUCGAACCGCCACCUCCACCGAAUAGCGCUGCCUUACACCUUUGCUUCAGCCGUGACUGCGUUGGGAGCGCGUUCCUCGACGUUCCUUUUCCCACCCUCAUUCAUCAUUGCCCUUGGGCUGGAUCCAAUCGGCUCCUUUACACGCUGUAAAUCCAAUGAUCGGUUAGAUCUGUCUGUGUGACCGUCUCGACUCCAUCCACCACUCACUUUGUCCUCUACCGCCGUCUUUUCGUCACCGUCACGGCGCUUUGUCCUACGCACCCUCCGAGGCACGGGUUUACAAAAGGCUACUAUGGCCAGCAACAUCAUCGGCAACAGGAAUAGCACCCCGGAGGCAUCCAAGACCUCACUUCGCCCGCCCACCUCCAGGACUAUCGGCACAUCCGGCACCCACACCCAGCCCGUCCGUUCUUCUGCCGACAUGUCUUUUACAUCUCCCCUCUCGUCACGUUCCAUCCGCCCCGCUUCCGAAGUCUUAUACAACCAGCAGUCUCAGCAAGGCAGCAUGGACGAUUCAAGCAAGUUGGGAGAACAGUGGAUUCAGGACAUUGAACAAUACGAAACCAUGCUGGAAGAGAUGGCUGCGGCGACAUUGGACCAGGAUUUCAAGGACGAGUUGAGCGCAAUUGAGCAAUGGUUUCGAGUCCUGAGCGAGGCUGAGCGCACGGCUGCCACCUACGCCCUGAUCCAGCAGACGACUCAAAUGCAGCAACGGUUCUUUGCUCAAGUUCUGAACCAGAUGUCCAAAAGCCAUCCCAUUUCCGGAGUUCUCUCGCCAGCAAAUUUUGGAGAGAAAGACGCCAUGUCCAGCCGCCUGAGCGACGCCAUGUCCAAGUUGAAUGUGGACGACCGGAGGACGUCUUUGACCCGACCACCAGUCUCCCCGGCCGGAAACAAGCGCAAUUCAGGCUUGGAUCAGUCCACUAUACAUGCAAUGUUUCCGGAUGCUGUCGCAGCAAUUCAGCAGCAAAAGGCCGAAUAUGCCCAACAAACAGGCAAUCCGCCUCCUUCAAACAGAAACAGCACGGUAGUAGGAGAUCGCAGUUCACUAGUGGCCCCAACCAUAGCGGCUCCGAGAGAGUCCAAGGCAGACGUGAUGAGCUGGCGUCAGGGUGGUGGAGAUACCCAGCAGCCUCCCAUAUCCAGACCCAAAUCGUCGUCUGGUCAGCAGGGCCAGCAUCAGCCGAUGGGCCAGUUUAGUCAACCUCCGUCAUCUGGUGCUCUUCGUUCUCCGCGUCCACUGGGGGGUUCCGGCGGUAAUAUUCAAAGCACCACACUGACUGCUCCGGACCCGAUAUCCAGCGAUAUGCCACUUCUGUCUCCUUACAAUGUAGGGAACCAGAGUUGGGCUUCAAUGACCAAUACGCCCAUGGUUCCAAACUUCAAUCAAGCUCAGUCCCACAGCGAAAUGGUGGCCAAUGCCACCGCCAUGAAACUCGCCGCUCUGUCCACAGUCAACAACAGGAUUGCCCUGGACGAUGUCAAGAAAUACCGCCGCGCUAGGUCUAACGAACCUCAACCCCCGACACAACCACCGCUAACCCCAGGAAUCACGGCUUCUGGCAUCCCAGGCAUCAACACGAUCAUGGUCAACGACCACGGCCAAAUCCUCAAUGCUCAACAAGUAGCCGCCAUUCAAGCACAACAGAUUGCUGCCGCACAAGGACGCCGAUCUCGACCCAAUUCUCCCGGUCUUCCACUGCCGACGCCUCUCGGCCAAACCGCUUUCUCUUCUCCCCAACACAACGGGUUUUUGGCCGCAUAUGAGGGCGCACCAAUCAUGAUCGGGGCAGGUAUGCCGGGACUAGUUCCUCAGACAGGCAUAUUCGGUGGUGGCGGUGAAGGGUAUCUAUCCGACCACUCGGAGAUCAAUCGGGGCAGGUCGCCCAGAGGGCGCCGUGGUAGCUCCAAACCCCCCGAAGACCCGACUGACCCGAAUCUGCUGAAAGAUAUCCCGACAUGGCUUCGAUCAUUGAGGUUACACAAGUACACCGACAAUCUGAAGGACCUCAAAUGGGAGGAGUUGAUACAGCUCGACGACAAGGGGCUGGAAGCGCGUGGUGUGAAUGCUUUGGGUGCGAGGAACAAGAUGCUCAAGGUGUUUGAGCAGGUCAGAGAAGCCCAAGCAGAAGGCAAACUGUAGAAUUGCAGUUUCCUUUGCGGCCACGCAGAUCAUCAUCUAUUGUCCGACCGAGGUGCCGCUAUGCUUUUCUGAUCUUUCCAAGGUUUGGGGCGUGGGCGCCCGGGUUCGAUUCACAAGUGACUGUUCCGGCGCGAUGAGCGAAGACUGGAGCUGGGCUUCUGUUCCGGUCUACCUAGUUGUCUGCCAUGUUCUGCUACGGAUUGGCCUUUUGACAGGAUCAGGAUCUCAGGUGGGCGGCUGCUGGUGUAGUCGACACAACCACAAGGCCGGCCAAACAAUCCCCUCUGCCAUGGUCGGGCUAGUACCCUAGUAAUUUUCAGUUCUUUUCGACGAAGACUGACCAUCGAUGGCAUGAUGACUCGACGUUUUUCUAUAUAGCGUGACGAGAUAACCCAUACCACCACGAAUCUUCUAUGUGAACAUGCAACCGGACCCCAAAAUUGAAUUGGACACGCUUGGUAUUCUGAUGGUCCGGGGGAUUAAGGAGGCUCAGUAUGAGGAUUUUCAGUGGGAGGCAUAAUUCGAGGGGGAGUUCAAACUCUGCUCUAUACCCAGGAUUCGGUACUCGGUGCUCUAUAUUCCAUUCCCUUCCCUUCCAUUUGGCCGCUCGGAGAGAAAUGCUGUGU
Messenger RNA from Cladophialophora immunda, 2943 nucleotides. RefSeq lists its product as uncharacterized. NCBI's taxonomy places the organism in Eukaryota, Fungi, Ascomycota, Eurotiomycetes, Chaetothyriales, Herpotrichiellaceae. Gene Ontology annotation, biological process: nuclear-transcribed mRNA poly(A) tail shortening; regulation of mRNA stability. The coding region runs from base 467 to 2317 and encodes 616 amino acids. Gene Ontology annotation, molecular function: translation repressor activity; mRNA binding; protein binding. The transcript has 2 exons. Gene Ontology annotation, cellular component: P-body. The record is from RefSeq and is a predicted model, not a curated record.